Messenger RNA from Podarcis lilfordi (Lilford's wall lizard), 33373 nucleotides. The record is from the annotation of a GenBank genome assembly. Lineage: Eukaryota; Metazoa; Chordata; Lepidosauria; Squamata; Lacertidae.
GCAGUUUCCUGUGUCAGAGAGUAAGUACCAGAAAUGAGUGAGUAUGAGAGGGAGCUAGUUCGCUGUCUGCUGACAACUCGCGCCUUUCCGAUGCCAUCAACGGUCUACUCUGUAGGCUAGGGGUCUCACUGCAGCAGGCUGAAUUCCAGACCAGCUGUCCUCAUAUACUGGGCAAUCAGCCUUUGGGAUGGCAACUCCAUCCUGACUCAUGAGACUGCGAGACGAAGAGCACCAUUUUGCAGUCAGGUAAAGUACAUAGGUAUUAAACAGUUCUCUGCACAGGGAUGACUUAAAGAGAGAAAAGCUUUUCAAGUGAGCUUUUGAUCUGACAGGUUCAGCAUGACUGAGAGUGCUUGUUUAAUUAUUGUGGCAACGCACAAAAGGAGACCUGCCGCGCAGUUGGUCCCAUCUCCAAAGGCUCUUAACUUCAUGGGACCCCUGCAAAGACCUAGGUCCCCCACUUGCUAGUGGGUAAACCUCAUUGAGUAAAUAAUGUGUACGAUUGCACUGCACAUCCCAUUGGAAAUACUGAGACUUAAGCUAACCAAAAUUCAUUUUAUCCAUUUAUUUCAAGGGGUCUUAGUCAGAACUUUGACUGAAUACCAGUUGGGUAGAUGAAUGCUCAAGCUUCCUGACAUACUGUGGUUGAAUUCUUGGGGAUAAUUUUCACCCCCUUUCUUGCUAAUGUAGGGUGACCACUUACACGUCACCCCCCCCCCCCCAAAAAAAGAGGAUACAGAUUUGCAUAAAGUGUGCAUGUAUAGUUUAUAUGCAGUGCUAUUUUUUCUAGAAAAGAGGUGCUGGAGCUCACCAUGAACUCCUCCCUUGUUUUCUUAUAACGGCAAUGGCGCCUAGCUGAGAGGUGCCGUAACUGAGUUCUGGUGAGUUCUGGCUGAAGAAAAGCCCUGUUUAUAUGUAUAAAUGGAGAUUCAGAAAUAUGAUAAUCUAAUACAUCUCACCAUAGCUUGGAGGACUAUGUCCAGGUGACCUGUAUGCUUGCUCAGUCUGCUGCCCAUGUGCCAACUGCGUUGCUAUCUUAGUUGGCUAGAGCAUGGUGCUGUUAAUGCCAAGGUUGCAGGUUCGAUUCUCAUAUGAGAAAACUACAUAUUCCUGCAUUGCAGGAGAUUGGGUUAGAUGAUCCUCAGGGUCCCUUCCAACUCUACAAUUCUAUGAUUCUAUGAUCAAGGCUGUUGUUCUCUCUUCUUAUGCUUCUUUAUCUUUAAGCUUGAUUCGGACUAGACAGCCCUACAAACAGGGGGUUGUCUCCUGAAGUUCUUCCAAUGCAGGACUCUCCUUUGUAAAGUAAGAACACAUUGUCACCCUAUCAGAAUGACCUGAGGUCUCAAAAACAGAUGACAGCACAAGCCUGGGAAUGCUUGUUUGGAAGGAAACCCAACUAAAAGGCCUUUGCUCCCAUAUACAUGUGCAUAGACUUUGAUAAACUCAUAGAGGAUAAAUCUGUUCAUGUCUGUUACCCAUCUUGGCAAACAAUGGCUUUUUUGGGUUCAGAAGCAGUAUGGUCGCCAGGCGCUGGGAACAAACGGUGGAAUAUCGCCAACUCCAGCAUGCCCUGCUUAUCUGACUGGCCACAUCUAAAGGAAGGAGGCUAGGCUAGGCUAGACCUGUGUGUGAUCUAGGAAGCCAGUUCUUACAUUCUGAUUCUUAUCUCUUUGAAAUCGGUACUCAUUUUACAAAUGAGCCAUGGGCUCAGUUCUUUGAGGAACCGAAGUUUUGUUCACACCUCUCCUCUCUUCAUAAAACAAGUUCCACUAAUGCUUGUGGGUAUCAUGCUUUCAUGUAAAGAAAAUGGUAUGACAUGUGUAUAAAUAAAUUAUACUGUAUUAUAAUUGUAUUGGAUAUUAUAAUGGGUUGGGGGCUUCUGAAUGAUCUCUCAAUAAUUCUAUUCCCACCACCCGACCUAUGAAAUUGGUUGUAAAAAGAGAUGGUUAAGGAGGUCAAACCAAUUCAACAAGGUUAGCCUUGUAGAUUCCAUUUUGUUGGAAUGCUGGGCUUUUGAGUAACUAAGGAGAUGGCCAAGUGUAACAAAUGGUAAGAGAUCUUUUUAGAAAGGAUUGCCUGGCUGGAUAUUAUGUCAACAGAUCAGUGUUUGUGAAUGAAAUAAAUACGCAGGAGUCCUGGACCUAAGUCCAAAAGGGACACAGACAUGACUUGCUCCCUGUGAGAAUACAGCUCUUAGCAGUGUUGAACCAGGCAUUCUGAGUCAGCCUUUGAUUGUGAAAUCUUCCACUGCAAGUUUAAAUGUCAUCACUGCUGAUUAGUCUGUAAUUACCGAGAAAUGCAACCAGGAAAGGAGAUAUAUGAACAUUGACCUAAUAGAUGGAGUAAUGUCAUCUUCUGAUAAACUGGGGUCAAGGGAAAACCCAAGGAAAGUAUGGGCCAUAGUAUUUUGCUGUUUCACAUCUGUUUAACAUGUGUGUGUGUUUGUGUUUGUGUGUGUGUGUGUGUGUGUGUGUGUGUGUCAAGCCCCUUCCACAGAGAAUAGAGCUGCACCAAGACAUUUUGUUGCCCGAGGCAAAGAGCAGACUGACGCUGUCACCUCAUUCAAUUUAGAGAAGGGAACUGGACUGGCAGAUAAAUCUUACUUCUACACUGACAGUGGAACAGCCAGCAGAGCUGAAAAGGCUGAGUAGAGUCCCAGCUCUGAUCUUCAACAGAGGGGAAUGGACAGGAGAUUAAAGAGGAAUAGCCAGGAGGGCUGUGGCCCCCUUGCACCUGCCACCUGAGGCAAUUGCCUCAUGCUGCCUAAUGGUAGGACUGGUCCCUAGCAAAUAAACAUGCAGGGCUUUUUCGCAGUCAGAACUCACCAGAACUCAGUUUUGGCACCUCUCAGGUGGGUGCCAUUGCCGCUCUAAGAGAAUGAGGGAGGUGUUCAUGGUGAGUUCUAGAAAAAAUAGCACUGGGAAUAUGUAUGCUUGCUGUUGAGACUCCAUCUUGAUUGCCACUUUUUCUCCAUCAGUGUUUCACUCUGCAGUCAUGAAGACCAGCCCUCCAGCACUGCUCUACAUUCUGUCAAUCUUGAUGGCAUUCACCGAUAUGUCUGCACCAUGUUGGCAGCCUGCCCCAUCUGGGCCUUCUCCAGGUAAGCAGCAGUGACACUGAUGUUGGAAGAAUGGCUCUGCCUCACUACAACAGCUUCUACUGUGUUCCCCCAUAAAUCCAUUUCACAUUAAGCUACUGUUAUGUACUGAAGUUCUCACCCUGGACCAGCAGGGGGAUACUGUAGAUAAUUUUCACUCAGGUCCACAUAUGCAAAUAAGGGAUUGAAAAUGAUGUUCAGUGAUUGGAUAGUUACAGAAAAUGGUUACUGUUGCGUUGUAGUUGAUCUCUAUAUAAGCAGGCUGGCUGAACCCUUCAGUUCAGUUCUGUUCUGGCCUGUGAAUAAACAAGAGCUGUUUGAAGAAUCGCUGUGUCGGCUGAUAUGUUCACCCACAACUUAACAGCUACAAAUCUUUAAAAACAAAACACAACAUUUUUUUUUUAAUUUAACUAGCUAUAGAACAUGUAUUUUAUCUCAAAAUAUACAUUUCAAAACCUAUUUUGAUAUCCCUUUUUGAACUGAAAACUGAGUUGCAGCCUUCAGAAAAGUGAGCUGGAUAGCUUUAUUCCAAUCCACACGCUGGCCAGGGAAGUGAGGAUCAGACUGAUUUGUAUCAGAAUAUGCAAAGAGUGGUUUCUUUAGGUUUCCCCAAAUGUGCCAGAAGGCAGGCCCUGAAAUUCUCUGCUAUGCACUGAAGUUCCACAGCAGGAGUUCUUCAGCAGUCCAGUUAAUGUGGGAAGGGUUUCCUUGAAGGUGGAAAAGCCCCAAACACCCCACCAUAGUAAUAAAAUUCAUUGCAUAUAGCCAAAGGCCUUUGCAAACAUCACUUAAUUCAUUCUGCAGAAUUAACAACUGACAAUAUAUGAUGUACAUCAAUAGCAUUCAAAAAUACGUCAUUGAUAAAAUCCAUAUCUACUAUAUUCACUGCUCAUGUAACUAAGCUCCAUAAAAGCCAUUAAUAAAAUGCAUUUUUAAAAAUGUGCAUGUGAUUUCUUGGCACCUGUGACAAAUGACAGCACCAUAUAAUAAGUUCUAUAAAACUGGUUUAUCUAAUAAUCACUCUGUCACAAUCUUGUUAGAUGUUUGAUCCACCUACUGUAGAAAGAUGAAUGCUAACCAUUUUUCUCAUGGGUCAGCAUAUAACGGGCAGAAUAAUAAACUGUGAGUUGUAUCACCAUAUAAUAUAAUUGGAGCCAAAGUAACAUUUGGGCUUCUGUUGUGGCAUGCAUAUAUUAUCUCCCUUGCAGGAUACAUGAAUGGAAUUAUUUUGAAGGCAAGUCCUGUGAACACCCUAAGUAAUUGGAGGAAGGUUACUGUCUGAGUAUAAUGUGCCCUCAUAUACAGCCCCUGCAGGCUUGUGUGGGGUUUUGCAGAUGUAUGUUGCAAAAUGUCAUUGACACAAUAAUAUUGCAUUAGUGGUGGCAUUAUGCAGAACCGUCUACACAUCAUUCCAAUUUAUUCAUUUUUGUUCAACACUUCCCUAGGGUUACCACAUCUGGAAGGUCCCUCUUGUGCUAUAGUGUGACUCUCUUGGCUGUGUGUAUAUGAAUAAAAGCCAGUCUCCUCUUGCAGCUGGAGUUGGGAAUACAUAGAAGCCUGAUAUGCUCUCUGUGAAAAUCCAAAGCAGUAGCUUUGGUGACCACCAGAACCCUAAUGGGGGACCGAGAGCUGCUGAAGUGUUAAUACUCUGAACCUUAUGCUCAGUUUGUAUGUAUGUGUAAAUACAUAUCUAUACAUAUACCAUGAAGAAGCCACAGGCUACCAAGGAAACCAUACCCAAGGUUUGCACAGAGACCCCGACUUCCAUUACUGCUUAGAGAUUGGGGUGCAUGUAGCACCAUAUCAUAAAUAGAUGAAAUUGUUGUACAUGUCUCUAACAAGCCCUUUUGAGAAGCAUAUUGUUGCACACCACCCCAAUCUCUGAGCAGUGUGCUCACCCAGAGUUUGUGUUUCUUCUUGGAUUGAGGCAUAGUGGAGACUGUGGGGUCUUUAUGAUAUACGGUUUAUUUGCACAAAUAUACAACCUGAGCCUAUGAUGGAAGGGUCUCACAGCAUUAGCACCCCCAGUGGCAGAGGAAGGGGGUGCAGGGGGUGUGGACCGCCCCAGGUGUCAUCACUGAGGGGGGGGUGACAAAAUGAGUUUUAAAAGGGGGGGCUCACAAAUGUUUUUAGGAGUGAUGUGGUGGGCUUAGGCACCUGCAGGUUCCACACUGCCUGAAAUGGCAGCAUGGGACUUACGUCUGCCUACUGCCUCUCCCUCAGUCGCCCUACAACUGAGGGGGAGCCGGCAGAGAGGCUCCAAGCAUUGGAGAGGCUCACCCCACCCCCAUGGGCAGAUCGCCCGGCCCCCAGCUGCAGGACAUGCCCCUGAACCAGGCACCCGAGUGGCUAGCUACGCUGCUCAGCACCACCAGAGAGUCUUGUUUCUCCCAUAGCUGCAGCCUUGGAUUCAAACAGAAAUCAAACGUUGCUCAGGCUUGCUGCUCUGCUUCUGGCUCACAUCACUGCCACUCAAUUCCAGACUCUGGCUUCAUCUUUCUAACUAUCUCUGAGUUGAAGGAGGGACCCCACCCAUUUGCCAUCUCAUACAGAACUCCUUUCCUUUGUUUCCCUGAAUGGCCCAUAACCCGGGCUAUCACCCCAACAGGAAGCUAGCCUGGCUAUAUUUUAACACCAGAGGUUAAGAGGGCCUCUACAUACAGCCUACUUCCUCCUGCUCCCCCCCUGGGGGGGGGAAACCACCUCAUAACAAUGUUAAAAACAGUUUUCAGUGGGCAAAGACAAGGGAAUUCUGGUUGGAAAAGAUGGUGCCCUUGCCUGUAUUCAAGGUCCAGGUGGGCCACAAAGGUCAGCCAAAGGCAAAUGGGAUGCCCCAAAAUGAAAGUAAUUCUCUGAGCUUGUGUGAAACCAUUCUUAUACUCCCCAAACAGAAUAACCUAUCUUAGUAUUUUUCACAGAGCAUCAAAUGAAACUCCAUGCUAUUUAGCCUCACCUUUUCAUUAACAGAUUCCUCGAGUCUCAGUUGCUUUUAUGACUCAGUGGAGAUUCUCUCUUGCACUUGGAUCCCGAUGAAAAAUAUCACUGAAGCACAAUGUCAGCUCGAGGUUCGACUUGAGUCAACGUGAGUAAUGAGUGAAAUAUAUUUAUGAAUGAUAAAGAACAGCCUUGUUGGUCUAUUAGGACUAUUGUCCUCUCUUCGGUCUUUGUUUUUAAGGAUCAUGUGCUGCCUUUUAGCUCAUGCCCCAUCUGCACUAUGGAUUUAAAACAGUAUCGUAGCACUCUAAACUUCAAUUACUUCCCCCAAGGAAUUUUGGGUUCUGUGAUUUGUAAAGGGUGCUGAGAGUUAUUAGGAGUCUCCUUUUCCUAUUCCUCUUACAGGGACAUGGGUGGCGCUGUAGUCUAAACCACUAAGCCUCUUGGGCUUGCCGAUCAGAAGGUUGGUGAUUCAAAUCCCUGUGACAGGGUGAGCUCCUGUUGCUCCGUCCCAGCUGCUGCCUACUUAACAGUUCGAAAGCAUGCCCAAAAGUGCAAGUAGAUAAAUAGGUACUGCUCCAGCAGGAAGCUAAAGAGCAUUUCCGUGUGCUGCUCUGGUUUGGCAGAAGCGGCUUAGUCAUGCUGGCCACAUGACCUAGAAAAACUGUCUGUGGACAAACACCGGCUCCCUCAGCCUGUAAAGCAAGAUGAGUGCCUCAACCCCAUAGUCAUCUGCAAUUGGACUUAACUGUCAGGGGCAGUGGCGGAGGAACCCUCUCCAGCACCCGGGGCAGCGCAUGUGCUGCGACUGUACAGGAUGCCGCACAUGCACAGUCCGUAUGGGCUGCCACUCGCUUGCAGCAGCCCGUACAGUCACCAUGCGAAAGCAGCAGCCCGUAAGGAUGCCUGUACGGUGAGCGAGAGCGGUGAUGCGAGCGAGAGCGAUGGUGAGCGAGAGCGGCAACCCAUACGGACUGUGGGUGCCCUCGGCUGGGGCUGGGGGGAGGCAGGGGCCAUCUUGUCACCCACAGUGGCACCCAGGGUGGCCCGCCCACUCUGCCCCCCCUUCCUAUGCCGCCGGUCAGGGGUCCUUUACCUUUUUUUAUUCCUCUUACAGAGCUACAGUGGCUUAACAAUCGAUCCCUCUUCCCAGGGAACUCUGGGGAUUUUAGUUCUGUGAGGGGAAUCCUACCAAUUCUCAGCACCCUUAACAAACUACAGUUCCCAGGAUUCUUUGGGGAAAGCUAUGACUGUUGAAACUAAUAUGAUACUGCUUUAAAUGUGUGGUGCAGAUAGAGCCAAAGAAGACUGUUAUUGCAAAGAAUAUUUACAGUAUGUUUGCCUCUGAAAGUUAUUGCAGUAUUCUGUGCUACUCCACCUGUUUGAGGAAAUGUUCCAGCUUGUUUUGAAUAUCCCUUAUCAUUUGCUCUGUGCUUUUAGUACUUUUAAGGACAGCUGGAAUCUGUAAAAGCAUAUUGGGAGAUAGCAGCUCCUCCCUAACCUCUAAGAAUUCAUUUAGCACUUGACUUGGUUCAUCACACAUAAUGGUUUAUUGCCUGACAACAAGAGCAUGUCAAGGCUUGCAUAUGUGAGCAAGCCAUAGCAGGAAUGGCUUGGUUGCUAUGAUUCACGUCUUGGUUAACCUCGCAAUUGGGCUACUGUAAUGCACAAUGCCCUGCCUUACAACAACAACAACAACAACAACAACAACAACAACAAUAAUAAAUUAUUUAUACCCCGCCCAUCUGCCUGAGUUUCCCCACUCAGCUCCCAAUCAAGUGUUAAAAACAAUACAGCAUUAAAUAUUUAAAACUUCCCUAAACAGGGCUGCCUUCAGAUGUCUUUUAAAGAUAGGAUAGCUGCUUAUUUCCUUCACAUUUGAAGGGAGGGCGUUCCACAGGGCGGGCACCACUACCAAGAAGGCCCUCUGUCUGGUUCCCUGUAACCUCACUUCUCACAAUGAGGGAACUGCCAGAAGGCGCUCGGCGCUGGAUCUCAGUGUCCGGGCUGAACAAUGGGGGUGGAGACACUCCUUCAGGUAUAUAGGACUGAGGCCGUUUAGGGCUUUAAAGGUCAGCAGCAACACUUUGAAUUGUGCUUGGAAAUGUACUGGAAGCAAAUGCAGAUCUCUCAGGAUCAGUGUUAUGUGGUCCCAGUGGCCACUCCCAGUCACCAGUCUAGCUGCCACAUUCUGGAUUAAUUGCAGUUUCUGGGUCACCUUCAAAGGUAGCCCCACGUAGAGCGCGUUGCAGUAGUCCAAGCGGGAUAUAACUAGAAUGUGUGAAACAGCCGCCAAACGUGAAGCUUGAGGAGCAGAGCACCUCACAGGAAUUGUUUCUUACAGGUCUGACAGGUACAAAGGACCGGAGACAUGUCAACUGCAAGGUAUAGCCAACAGGAGCUGUGAGCUGAACGUUUUGGUGGGUAAUCUAAUAAGAAAAUGCUAGCUAACGAGGAGAAGCUGUUUGUUGCUCUUAUUAUAAUUGUUUGAAAAUACAUUUGCUGCAAUAAUAUAGAAUUUCAAGUGCCCCUAGAUCAGGGGUCAACAAACUUUUUCAGCAGGGGACCGGUCCACUGUCCCUCAGACCUUGUGGGGGGCCCGGACUAUAUUUUGAAGAGAGAAAAAAAUGAACGAAUUCCUAUACCCCACAAAUAACCCAGAGAUGCAUUUUAAAUAAAACGACACAUUCUACUCAUGUAAAAACACGCUGUUUCCCAGACUGUCUAUGGGCCGAAUUUAGAAAGCGAUUGGGCCAGAUCCGCCCCCCCGGGCCUUAGUUUGCCUACCCAUGCCCUAGAUUAGGAAUAGGCAAACUUGGCCCUCCAGAUGUUUUGAGACUACAACUCCCUUUUUUUUUUUUUUAAUGAUAUUUAUUGGGGGGGGAAAUUAGAGUUACGAAAAAAAGAACAAAGAAAGAACAGAGAAAAACACAAACCACAUCCCACAAUACAAAUUUUAAAAAAAUAAAAAUACACCGCAGACAUUUAAAAACAAAUCCAUUCUUCUCAAAUCCUCAACUGUCAUUACCUUCUUUCUUUGACCUCCUCCUCCCUUUUUUUUGUAUCCUAGUUGUUAAUUGUUGCAGCUAAUCCUUUCCAUAUUUCAUAAAAUUCUGUCAUUACAUUACCUUAAACUAUUUUAAUCUUAUCUUACUAUAAAAAUCCUUAAAACUUAAAACUUAAAUCUUAUUUUUACCAACUUCUCAUAACCAUAAUAUUCUUACAUAAUUCUUUAAGCAUUUUUACUAAAGCCAAGUAAUUUCAUUCCAACAUUUUUCUAACAUUCAUCAAUUUUAUAAAACAAUCCUAGUAGUAGAAAAAGAAAUAAAAACAAUCCAAUCUUCAUCCAGCGUCCCUUCCUCCUGGUCCCGGGUUUUGUCAGUCCUUGUUAUCCCAUCGAUCUAGCGCAUUAACCUGGUAACCUUAUAUCCGAGGCCCUUAAGUCUCUUCCAUGUCCCUUCCGCAGCUCUUCUUCAUAUUUGUAUCUGUAUUUUCCCUUGUCUCCUGCUCGUUUCACUCGUGGGAACUCCAGCUUAACAAUAUUUUUGACCCUUCUCGACAGAUCAGCCCCUUUUCCAUAAUCCACACUAAAUUCCAUGUGGUAUUUAAGAACAUGUUUCAAAAUCCCUCCAAAAUUAGGAGCCCCACAAUCCCAGACAUCUCACGGCCCAUUGCCAGACUUGAAAAGUCCAAACAUCCCUGCAUAGGGGGGUCUAUCCAACCCCCCAUUUCCAAACCAAACCAAACUUUUUCUUUCCAAAUCUGGCUUUUUCCAAGUUCAUUUGUCAAAUCCGAAGCUCAUGUUCCUGUUGGGCCUGUUCUGUCAAGGCACACUCCUGAUUUAAUUCCUGGGUGGGCUCCACAUAUUUUCCCACUGCCUGUUCAAAAUUUCCCACUGCCUGUUCAAAAUUUCUAAUCGAAUCAGCCAUUAAAUUCGUCUUCUCAUGUAGCUGUUCCAGUAGGGCAUUUGUUUUAUAGAAAGCACACAACAGAGCUUCUGAAUACAUUGUCCUGCAAGGUCAGAUGUCUGUUCCCACGAUUGUAAUCUGUAACAGCUGUCAGCUCCCCGGAGUUAGUUACAGUUUCACAGUCUCCCUCUAGGGGGAAAACUUCUAUUUGUUCUUUCUUUUAAAGACAAGUCUAGCAACAAAAGUUUCCUUUUUCAUAUAUUUUGUCAAUAUUUGUUCCUUUAAGAAGCGAAGGGGAACAAUGGAGUCAAAGUUUCUCUUCUUAUAGCUAUCUGUCAAAAACGUUGUCUCUGGUCAAUGAGCUUCAAAAAACGUCAGUCCUAACACCCCGCUCCAGGAUCAGGACGGUGGAAAGUUACUUUACUUUACCCUCACUUCUGCAGGUUUAAACAGUCCGGAAAAAUCCCCCCUCUUCUCCUGCUUCUGAAGGGGGUUCAACAAUUUUAAAUGAUGAAAGUUAAUCUUUUACAGGCGAUUUUCUGAGCUCUAGUUUGCCAUGUGUUUGCUUUAAUCUAUCUACAGAGAAACGGAAGGCUGACUUCCUGUUUAGACCUUCCCGUUUCAGCACCAAAUUAAGGUGAACUUUUAAGUCCAAUUUUCCUUUCUGCUCACAAGUCCUUAUUUAGAGUCCAAUUAUCCGAGUUUAGGUACUCACGGGUGAUUAUUUUAGAAGCCAGAUUGUCCCAGGAAAAAGGCAGCGCUCUCCGGCAACGGCUGUGCGGCUUCGCUCCACGGAAGAAGCAGUUGACUCUCAGCACCGCGCCACUUCCCCCUCUUCGCUUCGGAGCCCAUUAUUGGGUUCCUUUGCGGGUUGGAGGGGCGCUAAGGGUACCCGCCGAGUCCCAUGGUCACAGGCUUCAUCCGCCUGUGAUUUUUGAAUGGGUCCCCGCUUCGCCGUAGCGGAAAAGACCCGAUUCCCGUGGAGCUGGUCCCUCCAGUUCAGAGGGAGUCCGCCAUUGCCGAUGGCGCCACCCCGGAAGUCCCACCGAGACUACAACUCCCAUUAUCCCUAGCUAACAGGACCAGUGUUCAGGGAUGAUGGGAGUUGUAGUCCCAAAACAUCUGGAGGGCCGGGUUUGCCUAUGCCUGCCCUAGAUUCUGCUACAAUUUUAGUCUGUUUUCCCUUUGUGAGCAUCUGUGCCAUAAAGUUGACAUUUCUGCCCCAGCAGCAGAGAAUAACUCAAAAUUAUUUACUGUUGGGAUGUAGGGAACCAGAGGUUAUACCACCAUUACUCCUCUCUCCAUGUUGUUUUGGUUAUCUCCUUCUUCAUUGGAAGGGGGAGGAAAAAGGGGCAGCAUUCCUCUGAUAUUCCUCCCACAUCAGGUGCAGGGAACCUCUGGCUCUCCAGAUGUUUCCAAACUGCAAAACCCAUCAUCCCUGGCCAUUAGCCAUGCUUGGUGAGGCUGAUGGGAGUUGCAGUUUAGCAACAUCAGGAGUGCCAAAGAUUCCCCACAGCUGCCUCACACCAUUCUUCUAUGGAUAGAUCUAUACUGCAGCCUGAAAACUAAUCUAAUAGCCCUGGGAUAUGUGUCUUAUUUUUUAUUUAUCUGUUACAUUCAUAUGCUGCCUUUCUGCAAUGAGAGUGGUCCUUAAGGGGCCUUACAAUCACAACCCAUAAAAUUACUAAAGAGUACAAAGUGUUUAAAGCAACUCACCAUUGAAUGAUGAUGAUGAUUAACUUCACUUUUAAAGAUGAACCUAAUUUGCACUUUCCAAAAUAAUGCACAAACUGCACAAACUGAAAUGGGAUAGCUCACCUGGUGCUGGUAAUACCACAGUUGCAGGUUCGAUCCCCAUAUAGGACAGAUGCAUAUUUCUGCAUUGCAGGGGGUUGGACUAGAUGAUCCUAAGGGUCCCUUCCAGCUCUAAAAUUCUUUGAUUCUAUACAUGUAUUCAUGAAAAUAGCAUUACCUGUAUAUUACAGGAAACUGCUUUGUAAAAAUGUGCAUGUUCAGCAAAAUUAUGUAUAAAAAUGUGUGUAUUAGGAUAAAUUCACACUAAAGUGCUGAUUAAUUUUCAUGAAGGCUUUUUGGGGGUGGGGAGGAAAGUGAUAUAGAAAUGUGGAGAACUGAACUAGGAAAGUGAGAAACAGAGAGAGAGAGAAACCAAAACUGACACGUUCACCCACUGCCACUUCCAGUUAUAACUUGUGAAGCUGGGUGGUGGGGUGAGCAGGUGUGGCACAGCUAUCAGGUAUUUUUGACUCACCAGCUGAUGGGUUCAAAUUAUAGAUAGCAGCCUUUCCAACUAUUAUUUCCAACAUCCCUAAUGAUAGUAUAACUGAUCAUGAUCACAAUAAUGCUUUUAUUUGUCUUCAGAAAUUUGACAUGACUAUUACACACGCUAUUCUUGUGGAAGUGUAUUGCCGUACUGGGCAGAACCGGACGUGGAUGCAGAAUCAAAGGAUGUGUCCUUUUCAGAACCGUGAGUUUAAAGUACCUACAUUUCUUGAUACACUGUGCUAUCUUUUCGGAUCAUACAACAAGGUUCCUUCCAGAUGUUGCAGGACUACAGCUCCCCUCAUCCCAUGCUAGCUCAGAUGGACAGGAGUUUGAGUCCAUCAACAUCUAGAGGGUACCAUGUUGACUAUUCUGAUAUCAUGCCUUUACCUAUUCACUGCACCUGAGCUCCCAUUUGACAGCUUCUACACAGCCCGUUUGGUGUUCAGCUGUGGAUAAUAGGAGAUAAGUUCAUCUCAGGGCAAAUAAUCUUGCCUGGAUGGAAGUCAUUGUGAUGCUUCACAAUCCAAUGUAACGCACAGGCACCCACUGGGCAGCUAUAAUCCCAAACUGUCCUAGAAACCCAACCCGAAAUAUAUAUUCACACACACAACCAAGGCUGUGCCCUGCCUUGGUUCCCAUGAUCAAAUCUGGGGAUUGAGCUCUAUGCAUCUACUCCCAGCCCCUUUGCUCUAGCUUUGUUCCUCCUUUGCACAGACCGGAAACCAUGGUUACAUGAAAACAGGGAACUAUGGUUAAUGGCUUCCAAACAUUCCAGAUCCAGAAGCCAGCUUUGUACCAGGGUAUAAAAGUUGGUUUCCAAAUUCUGGCUUGUUUAGAAGCCAGUUCUCUGAUUAGCACAUAACAAGAAGCCAUGGUUUUACUGCAGGUUAGAAUCAUAGAAUCAUAGAGUUGGAAGAGACCACAAGGGCCAUCGAGUCCAACCCCCUGCCAAGCAGGAAACACCAUCAGAGCACUCCUGACAUAUGGUUGUCAAGCCUCUGCUUAAAGACCUCCAAAGAAGGAGACUCCACCACACUCCUUGGCAGCAAAUUCCACUGUCGAACAGCUCUUACUGUCAGGAAGUUCUUCCUAAUGUUUAGGUGGAAUCUUCUUUCUUGUAGUUUGGAUCCAUUGCUCCGUGUCCGCUUCUCUGGAGCAGCAGAAAACAACCUUUCUCCCUCCUCUAUGUGACAUCCUUUUAUAUAUUUGAACAUGGCUAUCAUAUCACCCCUUAACCUCCUCUUCUCCAGGCUAAACAUGCCCAGCUCCCUUAGCCGUUCCUCAUAAGGCAUCGUUUCCAGGCCUUUGACCAUUUUGGUUGCCCUCCUCUGGACACGUUCCAGUUUGUCAGUGUCCUUCUUGAACUGUGGUGCCCAGAACUGGACACAGUACUCCAGGUGAGGUCUGACCAGAGCAGAAUACAGUGGCACUAUUACUUCCCUUGAUCUAGAUGCUAUACUCCUAUUGAUGCAGCCCAGAAUUGCAUUGGCUUUUUUAGCUGCCGCGUCACACUGUUGGCUCAUGUCAAGUUUCUGGGUUUGUUUCAUUACUUGGGCAGUGGAAGGAGUAAAGUGGCAGCAACUGGACUAUGUGUGGGUGCAAGUUAGUUGUGCAGAUCCCUGGGGAAGGGCUGUAACUCAUUGGUAUAGCAUAGACCUUGGAUGCAGAAGGUCACAUCUCCAAAUAGAACUGGGAGAGACACUUGCCUGAAAGCCAAACCACUGCCAAUCAGUGUGGAAAAUACUGAGCUAAGUGGACCAAUGGUCUGUCUCAGUAUAAGGCUGCUCUUUGUGUUCCUAUAUUAUCAAACCAGGAUUUGAUUGUGUGAAUGCAGUUGCCAUUUGUGUACCUUCACAAGGAGAAAGACACGUGGAAAGCAACAGCCCCAUGCACCUAAACCCUCAUUAGCAUCAUAGAAUUUUAGAGUUGGAAAGGACCCAGAGGACCAUCUCAUCCAACCUCCUGCUAUGCAGGAAUAACACUGAAGAACCCAUGGCAGAUGGCCACCCCUCCUCUGUUUAAAAGCCUCCAAUGAACAAGAGAACACCACCUUCCAAGUAGCACCAAAACAAGGUUGCAAAGAAGAGGUGCUUUAUUUGUAACUAACUUGACAUUAGCAGUCAUCAAGGUCAGGACAAUGUGUGUGUGUGUACCAAGUCCAUAUAACUUAGAAUGGGCCAAAGAUAAGAGUAGGGCUGAGCCCAACCACAUCUUCCAUCUUGUCAUUUCACGUGGUAUCUUAUCCUGCCAUCAGAUCUCCUGUUCUUGGGCGUCAAACUGACAGUAAAUGAGACAGACAAGAUACUAUGGCCAGGGUGGAGGAACUUCUGAUUGCCACAACAAACCCAAUAAGCUUACUCCUGUUAUGGCUGUGACUCCUUUAAGAUGGGCCCCACUGGCCCCUAAACAUGCAACAACUAGUGUUCAGCUCUUUCAUUUCCUAGGUGGGCAGGGCUCUUUUGCCAAAGAAUAUGUACUUAUUUGCCCUGGUGGCUAAGUUCUAUGCCCACUGUCAGUGGACGUAAUGCCUCUGAAUACCAGCUGCUGGAAGCCACAGGAGGGAGAGUGCUCUUCCGCUCAGGUUCUGCUUUUGGGCUUCCCACAGGCAUCUGGUUGGCCACUGUAAAAAUAGGAUGCAGGACUAGAUGGACCACUGGCCUGAAUCAGCAGGUCUUUUCUUAUGUUUCUCUCGACACAUUUUAUUGGUGUUUUUAUUUAUCUCGUUGUAAUUCUAUAUGCUGUCCACCUCCUUUCUAGGUUUUUAAAAAAUAAAAAUGUGGUCUAUAAAUUAUUUUCAUAAAUAAGCAUUAAGUCAAAAGGGAGAGCAAUGUAAAUGGUAAACGUCUCUCCGUCUCUCCCCUUCCCCUAUAGCUGUUACAGCUGUGACUGCUGCAAAGGGACCCACCCCCAACAGAAACAGUGGGAGUGUGGCAUUGGUUCCUGACUGUACAGCAACAAACACUUGGUUCUUUCAGUUCCCCUACCUGCAAAGAUGUUCCAUUUAUUGUUCCUCCAGUAGUGAGUGACUGGUGUAAGUAAGAUGGGAGGACAAUGUGGUUUGUCUCACUGCAGGCAUUGUAGCUGUGAUCAGGGGCAGAGGAAGGGGGGUGCAGUAGGGGCGGUGCUCCCGGGUGUCACCACUGAGGGGUUGCAAAAUGCCGGGCGGCACUCACCGUGGGGCCUGUAGCGCGCCUGAGCCAUGCUUCUCUCCGGGGAGAGACGUGGUGGCUUGGGCGAGCGCAGGCUCCCCGCUGCCCAAACUGUCCACUGCCCAAACUAUAGGGCGGCUGAGUGGGAGGAGGCAGGCAGACUCCUUGGAGGCCCUGUGGAGCGCCCAGCCCUGGCUUGCUCCUCCCCGGGGGCAGUUGGCCCCACCUGGGCUUGCUCCACCACUGGCUGUGAUUUUCUAUCUGUGAGACAGUCAUGCAGAAAAGAGUGGAGCAAGGCCCAUUUUCACUGAGAGAUUGAGGCUUACUGUCACAACAGACCCUUCUACAAGGAUUGGGAAACUGUGGACUCCAACCUCCAUCAUCCCAAGCCAAGAUAGCCAAUGACUGAGUAUUAUGGAUAUUGUAACUUAACAAAAUAUGGAGUGUCGUAGGUUCAUUCAGUUCAGCUUGCAUUUUAACGCAAGCCUACCCAAAACAAGGGAAGUAAUAGUACCGUUCUAUUCUGCCUUAGACCACACCUGGAGUACUGUGUCUAGUUUUGGGCUCCACCAUUUAUGAGGGAUAUUGACAUGCUUGAACAUCUACAGAGGAGGGCAACCAAGAUUAUAAAGGGUCUAGAAACCAAGACUUGUGAGGGAGGUUGAGGGAGCUGAGUAUGUUUAUUUUAUUUUAUUUUUUUUAAUUAAUAUUUAUUAAAGUUUCAGAAAGAAUAAAAUCACAUUAAUAAACAAGAGAAUUUUUUAAAAAAAACAGAGAAAAAUACACAAUACAAAAUACAAAAUACAAAAAGAUAAAAAAAGAAGAAAGAAAAAAACCAGUUAAAAACAAUUCCGUCUUUUCAUAACUUCUUUUACAUUUACUUGUUUCCCAGACUUCCUCAUACCUCCCUCUUUUGUAUUUCAAUUCAGUUUGUAAGUCCAGGAAUUUCUUUCCCUCCUUUUUAAUUCCAAUCCUAAAUCUUAAUAUAUUAUGACAUUAGAUUUUUACCUAUUUAAAACCAAUUUUCCAUUUCUUUUAACCUUUUUAAUCCUAAUCCUUAAUCUUAAUAUAUUUAUAGCUUUAAAGCCUGUACAGCUAGAAGCCACUUAACUUCAAUCCAACAUCACUCUAACAGUCAUUAAUUUUGCAAUGUUUCUGUAAAUAAUCUUUGAAUUUCUUCCAAUCUUCUUCCACCGACUCUUCUCCCUGGUCACGGAUUCUGCCAGUCAUUUCCGCCAAUUCCAUGUAGUCCAUCAUUUUCAUCUGCCAUUCCUCCAGUGUGGGUAGCUCUUGUGUCUUCCAAUACUUUGCGAUGAGUAUUCUUGCUGCUGUUGUAGCAUACAUAAAGAAAGUUCUGUCCUUCUUUAACACCGAUUGGCCGACUAUGCCCAGGAGAAAGGCCUCUGGUUUCUUCAAGAAGGUCUAUUUAAAUACCUUUUUUAAUUCAUUAUAUAUCAUCUCCCAGAAAGCCUUAAUCUUUGGGCACGUCCACCAAAGGUGGAAAAAUGUACCUUCAGUUUCUUUACAUUUCAACAUUUAUUAUCAGGCAAAUGGUAGAUUUUUGCAAGCUUGACUGGGGUUAUGUACCACCUGUAUAUCAUUUUCAUAAUAUUCUCUCUUAGGGCAUUACAUGCCGUAAACUUCAUACCUGUGGUCCACAACUGUUCCCAGUCAGCAAACAUAAUGUUAUGUCCUACAUCUUGUGCCCAUUUAAUCAUAGCAGAUUUCACCGUUUCAUCCUGAGUAUUCCAUUUCAGCAGCAAGUUAUACAUUCUUGACAAAUUCUUAGUUUUGGGUUCUAACAGUUCUGUUUCUAAUUUUGAUUUUUCCACCUGGAAGCCAAUUUUCUUAUCCAAAUUGUAUGCCUCCAUUAUCUGAUAAUAAUGAAGCCAGUCUCGCACUUUGUUUUUUAAUUUUUCAAAGCUCUGCAAUUUCAAUUUGUCUCUUCUGUAGGUCUUCUCCGUGGUCUCUCCAAAAUUUGUCUUUGUCGUCUUCUGAUCUUAUUUUUAUCUUCUUUCCUUUGUAACUAAAGGAUAGACCUUGAGGAAAUUCCCACCUAAAGAUGAUUCUGUUGCUUCUCAACAGGGUAACCAGGUCUUUGUAGUUAAACCUGAGGUCCAGAAGAUGUUUCGGAAUAUCCUUGAAUAUCUCCACUUUUGACUGUUGUAUUUCCAAAGUCUUCUGGAAAUGCAAACUCAAAAUCUUGUCUCUCUCUUCUUUUGUUCGGAGGGUGAUCAAACAGUCUCUCACCCUGUUCUUUCUCCCUCCUUUUCCAAGUCUAAAAGCACUCACUAUUUUAAAACUAUCUUUCCCCAAAUCUGGGUUCCAAAAAUCUAGGAAUUCCUGUGUAAGAAAUUCAACUAAAUUGUCUUUCUCCACUUCAGGUACAGCCCUGACCCUUAAGUUCACUUGUUUCUCCUUCAACUCGAUCAUAGACAGAAUUGACUUAUGGUCUUCAAGUUGUUUAUGUAGCGGUGGUAUCUUUUCUUGAACCACUGUAGCAGUAGCUGUAGCGAUUUCUUUAGCCUCUUCGGCAGUCUUACAUGUCGAAGCAGCUUCCUGUAAUAAUUUCUGAAUUGUUUCUGUGUUAGUAUUUACUUUCUGUCCCAGAUUAUUGAUACUUGCCGUAUUUUGGUUAAUACUUGUCGUAUUUUGAUCAAUCUUAUCCGAUGCCUCGGCUACUUGUUUACUUAUUCUAUCCAAAGAUUCAUUAAUUUUAGCUAGUGCCUGAGCCAGGGCAUCGUCACUUUCCAUACCUUUAGUUUUAGGUUGUGCCAAUGAGGUUGCUGUUGGAACUCCGGGGGGGCCAGAUGUCGAAGCCCUCCUUUGCAAUCCACCGUCUGUGCGAAAUACUCUGCCAGACCUUGUUGCUUGUAACAAAUCUAUCUUCUCUUUCCCAUCUGCCAUAACCCUCAAGAUAAAACUCAAGGUCAGUCACACAGUCAGAGUCAAAGUUGUUUUGAAAUGGAAAGUUCCCAGGAAAUUGUUGUGGGAGAUUUCCUCAGGCCAGCUGCAGUUGUAACUAGUUCCAAAUUCCACUAGGGGGACACUGUAACAGUCAUAAAGUUCUUAAAGUAAUUUACUUCUCCCUUUAGUCCCCCAAUUCACCAGAAAGAUAACAAUCUAUCUCAGGCUGUUACUUUAAGACCAGGAGAUACCUAUCAGCAAUAUUGUAACCAAGUUGUAUUUCAGAUGCAGAGCUAGCUGUCAAAAUACGUUCAAAGACAGUGCGUUCUCUUAGGCUUCUUACUGACACUGGGAACCCGUUCCGGGGGUUUUCAACGGUGGUUUUUGUCUCCUCUUCCUCUCUUUUUCUUAGGGAAAUAACGUUCAAAGCUUCUCCCCCUCCUCCCCCAAAUUGAGGGGGGGAAAACACAGUUAGAUGAUCGGAUUGUAAUCCUUUUGCGCAUCUUUUAAAGCUUCCACUUUCAAGUUCAGUGCUUUGUUCUAUUUACAAGAGUGGGAGGCAGACUUCCUUUUUAUACCUCUCCGCUUCGGUAGCCAAUUAUUUCAAAUUUUGUACAGUUCCUUUAAUUACGAAGUUAUCCUACUCACGGAUCGUUGUUUUCGAAGCCAAAUUGUCAAGGAAAAAAGGCAGCGCUCUCCGGCAACAGCUGCGCGGCUUCACUCCACAGAAGAAGCAGACGACUCACAGCACAGCGCCACUUCCCCGCUCUGUUCCGGAGCCCGUUGCCGGGUUCCUUUGCAGAUUGGGGGGGUGCAGACAGUGCCCACCGAGUCCCAGGGUCACAGGCUUCACCCGCCUGUGAUUUAAGGGGUCCCCGCUGUGCCGAAGUGGUGUCAGACCCGAUUUCUGUGGAGCAGGUUCCCUCCGGAUCAGAGGGAAUCCGCCAUUACCGUUGGCGCCACCUCCGGAAGUCUUUGAGGGAGCUGAGUAUGUUUAGCCUGGGAAAGAGGAGACUGAGAGGGGAGCCAUUUUAAAAUAUCUACAGGGUGUCACAUGGAGGAUGGAGCAAGCUUGUUUUCUCAUUUCUUCAGGAGCUAGGACUUGAAUCAGUGGCUUCAAGUUACAAGAAAGGUGAUUCCGACUAAACAUAGGAAGAACUUUCUGAUGGUAUGAGCUGUUGGACAAUAGAAUGGACUCCUUCAGGAGGAGGUGGACUCUCCUUCCUUGGAGGUCUUUAAGCAAAGGUUGAAUGGUCAUCUGUCAUGUAUGAUCUAGUUGAGAGUCAUGCAUUGUAGGAGAUUGGACUAGUUGACCCAGAGGUCCCUUCCAACUCUACAAUUCUAUGUUUCUAUGAUUCUGUGUAACAAACCUUAGAAAUUUGUACUUCUCCACAUUUUGAGAUGCAGUUCUCAACCCCCUAGAAAUGCAUUAAACUGUGUAUAUUAGUAGGAAAGGUGCAUAAAAACACAUUAAAAAGAGAAUAUUUUAUAGUCUUAGCAAACUGCUUUAAGGUUUUAUUUACAGUUAAGUGAUAUACAUUUUUUUCUUAAAUUGCAUGCAUGUAUGAAAAUAACACAAAAUGCAUUGCAUUAGGGGAAACUGCAAAAACGUAUGUAUUAGGGAAAAUUGUAUGUGGCAAUGCAUACUGUAUCGUAGGGGAAAUGCACACUUAAUUGCUAGCAGAUUUUCGUGAGGAGGAUUUUUUUCUAAUGCAAAUUGACGUGGAACUGUUUUGAGCUGAGCUGAAGAUUAGAAAAAGGAGAAACUGAGAAGAACUGAAAUUGAAAGAUUCAUCCAUUGCUAUCUUUGGCUAAGGCACACAGUAGAGGCUUAAAAUGCUGCGUUACAAGUUGUGAUUUGCAUGCUGUUCUAUACACUAGAGAGUCUUCACCUGGUGCACAUUACCUGUUGGAUUUCCCUGCCCCUGCAGCCCCCCUGAACUGUCAAUCAUGAAGGUGUCAUCUGCACAUGUGCAAUGCCUGUCUCAAAUGCACACACGUCAGCUUAACUGCCAAGCGGGUGCGGCUCCAGUUUUCCUUUCAGAUUGAAGCUGGUUUCAGAGAAAAGGCACCAAACAACAUCAUUUCUCGAGAAGCAACAGGAUAGCUCUGUGUUGCGGGUAACUUCAUGUGUAGACAGAUUCAAAAGUCAGCAGUGGAAAGCACUGGAACCACAGCAAAAGUUAAUGUGUUCCCAGCUCAGCAGUUUUGUUGUUAAUGUUACCUGCUGGUCCUCUCUUGUUCUCUUUAGUUCGACUGCGGUCUCCUUGCAACGUCCAAAUGGAAAAUGACGACAAGCUUUCCUACAAUUUAACUUGGAAGCUCUGUGCUCUCUCACAUUAUUUAGAAAAUGAGGUGGAGUACCAAAUACGAUAUAUUAAAAAAGAUCCUAGUAAGGUGAGUGUGAAGAGACAUCUAUAUGAAUGGUAAAGAUUUGAUCUGGUUUAUUCUUUUGUAGUCCACUUUCCUUUCCUUUCCUUGGACCCAGAAAGCCAUUCUAAUACAAGAUCCAAAACAAUAAAGUGAUACAUUUUAGAGGUGCAGCAGAAAUGCAACCUCCUCUUGAGAAAGCAGGGGUGCCAACUAUAGGGGGUGUAAGGUACUUCAGCUCCCUCAAUAUUGGUGGGCAGGGCACUGAGCCCCCACCCCCAAUUUUGAGGGGGCUGACAUCUCCCGCCACAGCCGGGUGCCCUCUGCGUUCUCCAGCCUCUACCUGGGAGCCCAGGAGCCGGGUGGGGGCUGGAACGAGCAAAGGCAAAGAUCGCCCUCCAUGUGUCCUGCCCCCACCCAGCACAUGCUGGGUGACAUCAUGUGACACGUCACAUGGCUGAGCCCCUGUGAGAAAGUGAAGUAUUUAUUGGUUAGCUGCCCAUACCUUUUGUAUUAGAAGUUAAGUAGAAGGUCAAAGAAGUCAGGCUCUCAUGCCUCAAUCAGUUGAUCAACUCUAACGGAACAGAUCAGGAUAAUCACUGAGUGUGUGUCCAUAUAGAGAUUAAGGAAUUAUUGGGCAGAUCCCAGUACAAUACCUCAAGGAACACCUCUCUCCAUAUGAACCCACCUGGACCCUGAGAUCAUCAUCUGAGGCCCUUCUACAAGUACCUCCUCUUUGAGGGGUCUGGAGGGUGGCAACACAAGAACGGGAGUUUUCUGCAGUGGCUCCCCAUUUGUGGAAUGCUCUCCCCAGGGAGGCUUGCUUUGCACCUUCAUUAUACACUUUUAGGUGCCAGGCAAAAACUGUCCCCUUCAAUCAGGCUUUGGGCUGAUUGACAUCCGGUGCCCUAAAUGUGUCAUGGAAGGAGGGGAUUAUUGGUUUGUUGCUGUUUUUAUAUUUAUCAUGUAUUUUGCAGUUUUUAUAGUGUAGUUUUAUGUUGUGAAGCACCCUGAAAUCGACGGAUGCUAUACAGAUUUAAUGUAAUAGUAGUAGUAAUGGAUACAGCAUUUGGGACUUCUUCAUUUAGAGAAAAGGUGAGCUAGAGGAGAUACGGUAGAGGUGUAUAAAAACUCUGCUUGGUGCAAAAAAAAAAGUGGAUUGUGAAAAAUUUUCCUGCCCUCCCAAAACAUUAGAAUUUGGGAACAUCCAAUGAAGCUAAUUGUUAGAAGAUUCAUAAUUACUCAAGAAAAUACUUAUUUACAGAGUGCAUAAUUAUACUAUGGAAUUCAGUCCCAAGAAGUAGUAGUGAUGGUCACCAACUUAGAUUACUUUAAGGGAGGCUUAGAUAAAUUCAUGGAGGAUAAAGAUAUCAGUGGCUACUACCCAUGAACUACAUCCACUGCCAGAUGAGAACAGAAUGCUGGACUAGAUGGGUUCUUCUUACGUUCUUCUUAUGUUCUUCUAGAGGGCAGCAAUGCACAAACAUGUUGUGUAUAAUCAAGGAGUGCACACAGUCUGAAAUCAUUCCCCAUCUUGCAGGCUUACAUAAUCGGCUCCAAUAUUCAGGAUCAGAGGUGGAUGAAAUUUGAGACUCUUUCUCCCAACACAAUGUAUGAGGCCGCUGUUCGUGUGAAGGUAAAAAAGAGCACGGCUCUUUACAAUAGCACAUGGAGCAAAUGGAGUGUGCCUGUAACAUGGACAACCCAUAAAGGUAAGGCUCACAGAACAAAACCUGUAGGAUACUUGAAAAAUGGGACAGAUAAGGACCCCAAAGCCUUUAUAAAUUGGGGGGUGGGGUGGACUUAGUGUCAAACAGGCUCUGCAUUAUGUAAUCAGGGGUGUAUCUAUGUACUGGAGCAUGGGGGGGGGGGAAUCUCUGAGAAACGCAUAUACAGUGGUACCUCAGGUUACAUACACUUCAGGUUACAGACUCCGCUAACCCAGAAAUAGUGCUUCAGGUUAAGAACUUUGCUUCAGGAUGAGAACAGAAAUCGUGCUCCAGUGGCACGGCAGCAGCAGGAGGCCCCAUUAGCUAAAGUGGUGCUUCAGGUUAAGAACAGUUUCAGGUUAAGAACAGACCUCCAGAACGAAUUAAGUACUUAACCCGAGGUACCACUGUGCUUUCCAGCCUGGCUAGAUCUACACAGCUGUUCAAAAAACGCUAUGAAAACACUCUGAAAAAAAAACUUUUUAAACUUCACAUAAUGGAAAAUAUUGAGUUGAGAUUUCAGUUCUGCAGCGCCAUCUGGUGUCACUGUGCUAUAACACAUUUAUAACUUAAUUUGCCUAAUGUAGCUGUCAGUGUAAAAACAUAUUGCAUUAUCAGAGGCCUUUGCCCAUACAGCCUGCCACUCUAGGAAUGAGCAAAUUGGGCUAUUUUUAGCCGAUGUCAAUUUCACAUGAGAUCACCCAUAAGUCUGUUCAGUCUCAUUCAGACAUUAAUUUGAGAUACUGCAUUAAAAAAAAAAACUGCAUGAAGAUUCACACUUAAAAGUGUAAUUUUAUACAUUUUCCCCCUUCAAAGUAUGGAUUUCCAAACCCUUUUUGAUCCUCGUAGGCUGCAGGCCUGAGCAUACUUACUACAGCAAGUUUGUUUACAUGGGGCCCCUGAGUCUCCCCUUGCUGAAAUUAAGUAUUUUUUAAAAAAAACCAACCCUUCUGUGGUUGCCCAUAAAAUAGGAUGCAGCAGUCAGGGGUGAUGAGAGUUGUAGUCCAGCAACAUUGGCGGGCCACAGGUCCCCCAAUCCUAUUCUAUAGGUACCGUUUUUAGGCCCUUCUCAUUUUUUCCCCCUUGUUGUACAUAUCUGCUUUUAAUCUGGAAGCCAUCAUGGGACACUUCAGAGGUUAUCAAGGUGUGUGUUUGCAAGGGGAGAGCAACAAAAUAGAAGUGCAAAUAUUAUUUGCUAUUAAUUAUUCAAGGCAGCACUACAAAAAGUGCUUCAGCCACCCAUAUAUAAAUAUUCCCUUCCACUUUUUUGUUGAAUGGAGACCAACACUUGCAGGGAUGCAUUGAGUUGCACACCCUUAAAUCCAUGCACCCUUAAAUCUGAGGAUGAAGGCUGAGCCAAAAUUUCCCAGAAAACAUUUUUUUCAGAGAAAAAUUCUGAGAUUGCGCUCUCUCUUUUCUAACCCCUUAGAGAAAGUAACGCCACUUUGCAGAACUUUUUCUGAAUAUUCUCCACUGUAGGGGUGGGUGGGUGGGAGGGUGUUAGUAAUGCCAACCAUUCCUCCUCCCUUCUUCCCUCACAAUUCCCUGGAAUGACAAUAGUCUGGGACACUGUGGAGGUUGUAGGAAAGGGGCUAGCCUAACAACACAGUUGCAGCACCACAUGCAAAAAGAAUCUUAGGAAACAAACACUGCUAAGAACCAACCCUGUGUUGGUGAAUUUCUCCCACACCUGGAGAAAUUCUGUGUCUCUGCACACCAAUAGGGUGGAUAAUUUUAAGAGGCGAUUUGUAUACACCUGUUCCUUUGGUUCAGAUGGGAAUCAACUGUCUUCCAUGAAUGGCUAAUUCCUCCUCUUUGUAGGGGAUGCAUCGUCUCCAAGUCUGCUCCUGACAGUUCUUCUCACCCUUUUGGGGAGUCUCAUCUUCAUCUUCCCCUUCUUCAUUGCCAUUUUCCUGAGGGGCAAAUCACCGGCAUCAAAACGGUAACAGGGAACAGAGAUCUUGCUUCCAUACUCUGACACUAACUGUUUCCUUAGCCAACAGCUAUACUGUGAUAAUGAUCACUUCUGCAUGUGAUGGGAAUGAGGUGGUAGAAUGGGCUGUAGCUUCUGACUGCAGCUGGAAGAUUCCACUUUUAAUGAUCCUUGAUGUAAGCACUUCCUAAGCAGAAAAUUAGCUGAGCAAGGAAAGGACUCAUCUUGAACCUUUCUCCCCUAGGUUUUAGUUUUCUUCGUGCAAGGAGUUUUCUUCUGAAGGGGAAUCUUCAGACAUGAUACCCACACACACCCCUGCAGUCUGAAGGAGUACAGUCUGUCUUCUCCACUGCCUCAUGUUUCUACCGCUGCACUCUGCUGAAUGGGCAGAACCAGCCUGAAAAAUGGCAUCAAGGUUUCUCUGAAUUUUUGAGACCUAAGUCAGAAAUCUCACAUGGUUCCCAGUCAUCCAAAUCCUCUGUUUCUGUUGUUGUUGCUGAGGAGGAGGGAGAAUGUCCUUAGAUUUCAUUCAUAAUAAGGACACAGAUGACGCUGUGGUCUAAACCACUGAGCCUCUUGGGCUUGCUGAUCAGAAGGUCUGUGGUUUGAAUCCGCACAAUGGGUGAGCUCCCAUUGCUCUGUCUGAGCUCCUGCCAACCUAGCAGUUUGAAAGCACACCAGUGCAAGUAGAUAAAUAAGUACCGCUGUGGCAGGAAAAUAAACUGCAUUUCCAUGCACUCUGGUUUCCGUCACGGUGUCCUGUUGUGCCAGAAGCAGUUUAGUCAUGCUGGCACCAUGACACGGAAAGCUGUCUGUGGAAAAACGCCGGCUCCCUUGGCCUGAGAGCAGGAUGAGCAUUGCAACCCCAUAGUCGCCUUUGACUGGACUUAACUGUCCAGGGGUCUUUUACCUACUAGGCAAUGGCUUUAUGUUGCUGUUAAUACCCUUUUUGCCUUUUUUCAGUUGAACAAAUUACAUUUUUUUAUUAUUUAAUUGUUAAAUUUGUAUACCGCCCUAUACCUGUAGAUCUCAGGGCAGUUCUCAACAUAAAAUUACAAUAUAAAAUGCCCACUAAUAAAAAUAAGAACAAAGACAACCUAAUAAUCCCCCCCCCUUCCACAAUAUGUUUAAAAGGGCAUCAGAUGUCCAUCAACCAAAGCCCUGGUUAAAGAGCUGCCAAACAUUCACACGACUAGUCCACCACCCUCCUGCAUUCCUGGCUAUGCUUAGUUGUACUGUUGUCCAAACCCAUAUUCCCUUUGCACCCUUCUCACCCUAAGCUCUGUUUGCUUUAGCUUAAGGAAGGUGCUGAAGAUCCAUUUGCCAGACCCUGCUGAGUUCUUCCCGUCUCUCACUGCUGUCCAUGGAGGAGAUAUCCAGGUAAGGUGGACUUGGAGGUUGAGGGGGUAAGGAGAUGGAGGACAAGACUGCUGCCUAUAAUUUGGGAUGGAUAGUUUUUGCUUAUCUUAAGCUUCUCAUUUAUCCAACCUUAAGUGCAGCUUGCAACAUUUCACUUUGCAUGUUUUUUUGUGAGGCGCAGCAAAGACUCUCAGUCCCUCCUAUUAUGGUAUUUGUAUUCAAUCUGAUUUUUGUCUGUCUGAAGGUUGCUAUUGGUAAAUUUAGACAAGUCAUAAUCCACACAAAUAUUGCAUAUCUGUGGUAGGGAUUAAUCCAUCAAUUUCAUUUUUUCCCUCAGUUUCAUAUUUUUCCAGUCUUAUGUUGAGUUUGCCACAUUCCCACAUUGGCGCUAUUGAAAAAAAUAGUCAUUGCAAAAAAUAAUAAUAGUGUGCAUUUCUCCUGAUAUACUGACGUUUAUGUACAAUUUCCCUUAACAAAAUGCAUUUUUGUACACAUUAUUUGCCUGGAGAACUGCAUCUCAAAAUUCAGAGAAGUGUGAAUGUUGAAGGAGGGAGCUGCUUUUCAGCCCACAUGUUGUUUCAAGGAAGUGCAAAUUUGGUAGAGUCAUGUGAAAAUGCAAACUGAAACACAUUUCUUCCCCUCCAGUUUUAGCCCUUAUUGUAAGUAGCAUGACCACAGUCGUUGCUAUUAUUUAUUUGUUGACAUAUUUUUAAACCACUCUGCAUCAGUUAGAACUCAGGGUGUUAUACAAAAAGAGACAGCUCACCUGUCAAAAUGGGUCCUGCCAACUGGAUCCAAUUCCCCAGCCCUGGAUUAUAGAUCAGGGGAAGCUAUUCUGUAUGAGUUCAAUUUAUUGAAUACAUGAAUUGAAUACAUGAAUGGAACACUCGCCAACUUCUGCUUGUUUCUUUGAUGGUGGCAUUGCACCUGUUUGAACAUUACCCUUUAUUUUCUUUUUGUACUUCCCCACUAAAACCAACAGAAGUGGCUCUCCUCGCCAGCGCCCAUGUCUUCCUUCUACCUGGCUGCAGCAGUUCCAGAUGUUUCUGUGCUUGAGGUGAUGCAGAAAGGCAAUCAAGAGCCUUGCCUCCUCCUUCCCAAGGAACAUCCUACUCAUACGGAUGCACCAGAGACUAGUGGACAUUCUUCAUCCAGCUGCGUUACCAACCGGGGCUAUUUUUUCUUCCACACCGAUGAUUCUCUCGAGAUUGAGCCCUGCAAGGUGUAUUUCACCUACGACCCGCUUACUCAAGAGAUCAGUGGCAGUGAGGACAGCGACCCUGACUCCUACAAAGUGCUCCAUGAAACUUGGGACAACCGGUCGCCGCCACCUGCCUACAGCAUAAUGGCAGACCAGGAGAGUGAGUCUUUUCUGCAAGAAGCAAAGGUCCCAAACCAGAAGGUUGGAGGUUGUCCAAGGACUCUUCCAUCAUCAGAGAGCUUCCCCGUGACAUCAGAAGUGAAAGAGGAUGAGAACAAAGAAGGGAGUGAGGCCAUUGCUCACCCCAACAAGUCUCCAGAAAAGUAUUCCAUGGACUUUUCAUGUGUCUGGGAGCCGUCUGGCAGCAAUACUGAUGGAACAGAAGUAGUUGGAAGGGUAGACCCUUCUACAGGCUCUGUGGAAGACAAUGGGCCUGCAUUUCCCCAGCCUAUGAUUCAGAACUCAGGCCAAGCCAAUGAUCUCUGCAGAGCUGCAUCUUCCAGCCAGGUGCUGAGUUCUUCAGAGGCCUACUUGACCCUGAGAGAUCUUCAGGGCCAUUAUGGCCAUCACUCAGUCUAAAUUCUGAACCGUCCCUGAAAGCAAGAAAGCAUCAACACCAUCAGUUAAACGUCAUCAAAGAAAAUGAAAGGCUUUUAACAGGCAAUGGGACUUACAUUUUAACUCGCCUCUCCCCCUCUCAAUAUGCAAUAGUGACCCCCACCCUGUAGUGUUGGGAAGCCAGGAGAGCAACAAAGCCCCGCCCUUACCGCUUCACUGGAUGCUACUGCAGUAUAAGGAGGUUUUGAGGUGCUGUAAGGGGUGGGUUUAGGGGGGGCUAGCUGUAAGGGGGAGUGGGUUGUGAGUUAUAAGGGGGCGGUGAGCAAAGAUGGCAGGGGUAUACCCCCUAGUAACUAAUGAAAAUGGUGAUAGGAACCAGAUUUAUGACAUGGGGUGGGAAGCAUAUGGCUGCAUUUUAUCUUGAAAGUGGUUACCCAGAAGCUUAUAAAUGGAGCCCAUUGUCAUCUGUUAAUCCAUUUUCUUGAAUAAAUUCUUGAAUUUUGGGAGCAUGUGAUAUGCCACUGAGGCAUGUCUUUCCCACAGAAACCUCUGCCUUCUUCACGUGGUACACCCUACUACGGAUAACAUGAACAAUGGCAUUCUUGUGCCCAUUAGGAAGCAAAGAUCCUACCUCGGUACAGUGGUGCCUUGGUUCUUGAACUCAAUCCGUUCUGGAAGUCCGUUCGAUUUCCAAAACAUUCGCAAACCAAGGCAUGGCUUCUGAUUGGCUGAUGGGCCCCAGAAACAAUGCUGACAACCAAAACGGACAUUCAGCUUCCAAAAAAUGUUCACAAACCGGAACGCUUACUUCUGGGUUUGCAGCAUUCAGGAGCCGAUUUGUUUGGAAACCAAGCAGUUUGGGAACCAAGGUACAAGGUAGUGAAUUGUUGUCUACAGGUCUAAAAGAAUCCUAUAAGUCUAUGAAGCUCCAGUGGAACAGCACGUGCCCAGUAAAUUGUUGCUCAGGGAUGUAACUGAAAAUUUUCUGGUGCUUUUUAUUAUAUGGGUUUAUACCUUAUUGCUACUACGAAAUAAUCUGAUGCACUGAAGAUGUGAGGUGCAUUACCUUCUGCUGGUCUAUAAAAUCUUCUGUAAUUCCAUACGUUAAAAACAGAUGAACAUAGUUUACUGAAGUCAUUGCAGCAUUUUAGCUAAGAGUAUUGAGUUGUAUUUGAGUAGACCCACUGAAACGAAUGAACCUAAGUUCGUCGUGUGUAUUAAGUGGGUCUUCUCUGAGUAGGACUAGCAUGGGAUACAACCCAUUAUUUGUAUCUUGGCUAGUUGUUUUAAAUUGCUUUCAAUGUUUGAUUAAUUGGGGUUACCUUUCUUUUUGCAAUUUAAGCUUCGUUACAGCAAAGGGAAAGGGCUUACUUCUAGUAAUAACUUGUUUAGCUUUUGAAUACGACAACUUUGAAAUAAUCCCACUUUCACCCCAAUUGUUGAUUUUAAAUUUUCCUUUGCUGGAUGUGCAUACGCCAUUGAUGUUCAUUAUAACAAGAUCCCAAAAUUUAAUGAGCCAUUUUCUUAGAUGUAGGGCAUCUUUUGCAGCAGUCAGCAUAUCGCAGUUGUGCUACCAGGACCGUGUGAAAGAGUAAUGUUCCUUUGUCUCUAGGCACUGCUUCCUUUUUUUAAAAAAAAAAUCCCUUUAGGGUUUAGAGGCAAAUGAAGGUCCAGAAUCUUCUUGAUCAUCUACAGAAUGUGGAUCCGGUAGCUUCUUGCUCAGAAUCUAGUUUGGUGUUGUUGGUUUUUUGUGUGUGUGUGUGUGUGUGUGUACUUUUAGUUGUAUAGCUUUAUACUUGGAGGCUGCUACAAGACAGCACUAUGGGCUACAAAUGUGAGGCAGAAAUUCCAUAGAUUAAAAGUUUUGUUAAGCCUACGCAGAUGCUUGUUGAAUAUUGCAAAGCAUACGCAGACUGUCCAGAAGCAUUCGGUUGCAAGCUGGCAGGAUGAAGCAGGAACAAGACGCUGCUACUAGUAACUUGGUUACUUAGAGGUUUAUUACUUACAGCAGACUCACAAGUUACUAUAUACAAGAUACAGACACGGAUCUUAACUCUCUCUCUGAACAAACUCCAAAUAACUCUCAAACAACCACUGACCAACCAACCAACCAACCAACCAACACAGGAAAGUCAUGAGUCAUCAUGCCUAUAUGGGUGACCUUAUCCAAUAGCAGAGUUGUAUCCAAGGUCCCAUAUCACCAGGCAGAAUAACUCCCCCUGCUCAGUCUUCCUGGCCUUCGGCCUACUCCUUAAUUGCUUCUGUGGGAAGCUGCAUGUAGGCAAAGUCCCAACACCCUCUCACAGCUUCCCACAGGGUCGCUUAACUGGCCCACUCGGUCGGAUCCCGUGCGCCGCACUAACCCGGUGCAGAGCAGAGUGGGGACUGCCUUCUGCAACGCUGGCCAGCUUCCCAUUAGCUGCAGGGAAACUCCUGCAGCCAAUGGGAAGCUGCGCACGCCUCCUCCGUGCUGGAAGGAGCGUCAGAAAUAGCAUUUGCGCAUGCGUGCGUAAGCACACACACACUCCAGCUCACCAUGGCGUCUGCAGGACUGUGAACACAAGCCACAAAAACUUUGCCGACCCCUGGUAUAUGUGAUAAAGGGUAACCAUACCAGGGUGAAGGCGUCUUCUUCUAUUUGUCCCCGUGUCAGUUUCAGUUUGUUGUAUUUUUAAUCUUUGUUGGAAGCCACCCAGAGUGGCUGGGGAAACCCAGCCAGAUGGGUGGGGUACAAAUAAUAAAUUGUUGUUGUUGUUGUUGGUUGGUUGAAACACCAGAGAGUUACCUGGCUGAGGCUGCAUUUCUAAAUGCACUUACUAAGGAGUAAGCUCCGUUGGAUACAGUAGGAUUUACUUUUGAGUAAAUAUGCACAGGACUGCACUGCGGAGCAGACCUGGCCCUAAUCAUGGGCAAGCUAAUCCUACACUUGCUUGCUCUGAGAUAAGUCCCAUUUGACUUCAAAUGGCACUUUCCCCCCACAGAGGAAGCUGCCAUAUCAGAUCAGACCCUUAAUCCGUCUAGCCCCACAUUGCUUACCAUGAUUGGCAGUGGCUUCCCAGUAUUUGCUAUAGAGGGUCUUUACUUUGCUCUGUUUUGCAUGCAAGGCUCUACCGCCCAGUUUCAGUCUCUUCCUCUUGACCUUUGGGUCCAGACACAAAGCUGAAUGAGUCAAACUACAGUUAAAGUGAUUCAAAGGUUGAUGAUUCAAAUUAAGAACAUGACACUGUAAUUGAAACAAAGGCAUUUAGUCACUUUUAUUUUUACUGCCGAUGAAGUGUAGUUUCUUAACAGCCUAUAAAUCUUACUUCUGCUUUUCUCUCUCUUCAUUAUAGUGUUUUUGAUGUACUGUGUUGAUUAUUUUGAUGGUUACGCUCUUAGUUACUUUGAGUCCCUUUUGCAGAAGAAAAGCAGACUAAGAAUAUUCUAAAUGCACUUACAACGGGACCAUGCGUGCAUGUUCUUCCAUGUUUGAAUACAGGAAACAUUUUCACAGCAAAAGCCAAUCUAAUUUCCCAUUUCAACUGGAAUAUUCUAGUGAUGUCGCUCUGCCUUGCAGGACAAAAUAUCCCUCUUUCAUUUGAUUAUGAUAAGAUUAUUACAGAGCAGCACAGCUCAUAGCCUGUGCCAGUGAAAAAUCAUCUUAAUUUAUAUAGCCCAUUCCAUUGUUUCCCUUGCUUGAGGAAAUAAUCACAUAAUUAACAGAGAUGAUGGGUGAAUCAUCUCACAUAAAUAGAUACAGAUCUGCACCUGUGCCUGAAACCAAAACCAAAUUAUUUACUUCAAAGCAUUAAAUAUUCAAUUAACAUUUGACAUGCUUUCUCCCUGCUUUGAGGAACACAUACUACCAUCACCAUGAUGCAGCACAGAGAUACUACUUUUACCAUGAUGCAGUGGAAGGGUAGAUGGCAAAAGACUGAUUGCGUGGCUGCUGUGAUGGCCAUUUUCAGUGAUCGCAAUGUAUUCUUUUUUCUUCUUCAUUGUCUCUUUCUUCACUUGUGACAAGAAUCAAGAAAUAUCAGAAAAUGAAUUCCUUCCACUUAAUUUUUUUCAGAAAUAUCUAAGGAUGGAAUGAGGAUUUAAGGAACCUCUCCAGUAUUCUAUAAUGUCUUUUUUUUCAUUUAAAAACAGAAAGAAAUGUGCUUAUAUAAAUGUGCUGAAGUUAGGAUUUUAGAUCGUAAGCUCCUUGGGGAAAAACUUGUCCUAUGUAAUGCAGUAUGCAUGCCAAUGGCACUUUCUCUCUCCCUCUCAUAUCUUUUAAUUCUAUUGAUCAUAUAGGAAAGCCUAAACAUCUACAUAGUUAUAUUAGAUGCCUGUUACGUAAAAUUUUGUCAGGCAAGGGAGAAUUUAUUGGGUGUGAAUCUUAUGAUGGGGAAAAUAUUGCACUAAAGAGUUUGUCCUGGUUAUAGAACAGGAAACCACAAAAUACCAAUGCAUUUCUGUGCUGCCACCUCUGCAGCCGUGCAUUGGUGGGUGGUUCGCCUGUUAAUAUUGUGCUUGCCACAAUGUGAGGCUAACCUCAGUUGUUUCCUAUGCUCUUUGUUCUAAAAACAGGAAGUGUGUGUCAACACAUUUAAUUUUUGAUGGUACUGAUCUAAUAACAAGCACACACUGUGUACAGACAGGUUUGUUUGUUUGUUUGUUUGCUUGCUUGCUUGCUUGCAUGUAUGGGCAUUCACAGGGCCGGAUUUAGGUUUGAUGAGGCCCUAAGCUACUGAAGGUAAUGGGGCCCUUUAUAUAUCCAGCUGUCCUUUGUCAACAACAAAUUGUCACUGUUUUUUGUGUUGAAUAUAUGCUAUAUGGUAAUUUAUGGACCUAAUAGGUAUCUAAAGCCAUUUGCGCAUAACAAAAUAUGUAUUUUAUCAAAGUAAUUAUUGAACUGAAAUACAAUUAAGAAAAAGUAUAUUAAUAGUGAAAUUGGGGGGGGGGCAAGAGAGUGGGGCCCUAAGAAGUAGUAGUAGUAGUAGUAAUUUAUUAUUUAUACUCCGCCCAUCUGGCUGGGUUUCCCCAACCACUCUGGGCAGCUUCCAACAAAAUAUUAAAAUAUAAUAGUCUAUUAAACAUUAAAAGCUUCCCUAAACAGGGCUGCCUUCAGAUGUCUUCUAAAAGUCUGGUAGUUGUUGUUGUCUUUGACAUCUGGUGGGAGGGCGUUCCACAGGGUGGGUGCCACUACAAAGAAGGCCCUCUGCCUGGUUCCCAGUCACUUGGCUUCUUGCAGUGAGGGAACCGCCAGAAGGCCCUCGGCACUGGACCUCAGUGUCCGGGCAGAACAAUGGGGGUGGAGACGCACCUUCAGGUAUACUGGACCGAGGCCGUAUACCUAUAGCUUGUUUAGCUUAUACGUAAAUCCGGCAGUGGGCGUUCAUUUGCACACUAGAGAUGAUUAAAAGAACCAUUGAUCAUAUCUUAGUGGAGUUCUUUAAUAACCCUGUAGGGGGCUUACCUCUCUCUCAGCUGUAAGGUUGACUGUGAUCUUGGGCCAUUCAGUCUCUCAGAGAUGUUGCAUGGAUAAAAUGAGGCAGCGGGGAUCAAUGUGUGCUACCCUAAGCUCCUCAGAGGAACAAUGGGAUGCAAAUGUAGCAAAUAAUAAAAUUCCUGUAUUCAAACAAGAUUGCAUUUAUUGUGCUAAUUUCAGAACGGUUGGUUAGAGGGCAGCUCUCCCAUGUCACACUGUAUCUUACGAUGCUUGCGAUACGUCUGCAUUUCCAUACUGGCAGGAAAUCCAUUUUGACUCUCUUGGCUCUCCUCAGAAAACCUCAAAGGGGAGCUACUACCCCCCUUCACAAAACAAUUCCUUUCAGGAUCCUUUGCUUGGGAGCCAUGGAAGUAAAACGGACUUGGCACUAGGGUUAAGUGAAGAGAUUCACUUGGCUUCUCAUUUUUCUCAUCUCUCCAUAUUUCUACAUCAGUUUGCAAUUUUCUAAAAAAAAUGCACCCUCAUAAAAAUUCAUCAUCUCUCCUAAUGUAC